AUGACAAUUGGAGUGGACGAGCACCAAUAUCAGGACAGGGAACUGAUUUAUCAAUCUGACGGAAGGACUCAAUACUUCUUUGACAACUAUUCCAUUGCAAUUGUGAGGGUUGGCGACAAAUGGUCUUUGAAGGUAACUCUCGUGCAAGAUUUUUUGAAAACAAGAAUUAUUUUCUUUUUCAGGCGCUCAGUGUGGAAGCAUUCAUCGGUAUCGCUAGUGUCGUUGUCGUGAUUCCAAUAAUCACUUUCAAAUCGUUCACAACCCUCAACAGAAUCCACAACAUGAUCUCUAAAACGACUCUUCUCCAACUGAAAAGCGCCCUCGCGAUCAGUCUCUGGUAUCUUCUCCAAUUCGGUAUAUUGGUUGGAAUUCCGGCUGCCACGGCGAUGGCUUUGCUGCUAACUCAUUAUGCACCUUCUCACAGGUAAUUUGGUUUGUAAAUGAGACAGAAAAUAAUAGAUUCCCUUUCACAAAUCAAAAAGCAGAGGGGACUUUGAAAACACAGAACUUUCAGAUUCCCUAUCGCGUUAGUUGUCCUGGCACCAACCCAACUCACCUGUCCGGUCAUCUGUGGUCUGUACCUAUCUCUGAUUAAGCCUCUCCGUAAUGGUCUUCUGAGACUCAUAGGUCUUCAGAGGUACGCGCCAAAAGCCGUCUCGCAGUUAUCGACCCAGUCACGUACGCUCUAG
Molecule: messenger RNA, 689 nt
Organism: Caenorhabditis sp. 36 PRJEB53466
Lineage: Eukaryota; Metazoa; Nematoda; Chromadorea; Rhabditida; Rhabditidae
Source: the annotation of a GenBank genome assembly